UCAUGGCGGAAUUAACAUAUAUAUUCGCGCACGUGUAGCGUGCCCGGUUACGUUGCACUUUGUUGCAAUUCUAAUAAUGUGACAGGAGGCCUCGGCCGGGCAAUUCGUUCGACAUCAUUUUGAACAGAUCCCAAAAUGAGCACGAUCUUGGAAAAAAUCGCCUCGAUCGAGGCCGAGAUGGCCCGCACCCAGAAGAACAAGGCGACCUCCGGGCAUCUGGGUCUGCUGAAGGCGAAACUAGCCAAGCUUAGACGCGAGCUGAUCACCCCGAAGGGCGGCGGCGGGGGUGGCGAGCAAGGUUUCGAGGUCGCCAAGACCGGUGACGCUCGUAUCGGCUUCGUCGGUUUCCCUUCCGUGGGAAAGUCCACCCUGCUGUCCACACUUGCCGGUGUGUACUCCGAAGUAGCCGAAUACGAGUUCACAACCCUCACAACUGUCCCUGGUUGCAUAAAGUAUAAAGGUGCAAAAAUACAGCUGUUAGAUCUUCCAGGUAUUAUAGAAGGCGCAAAAGACGGCAAGGGACGCGGACGACAAGUCAUUGCUGUGGCACGAACAUGCAGUUUGAUCUUCAUCGUCCUGGACGUGCUCAAACCGCUCGGGCACAAGCGGCUGAUCGAGCACGAAUUGGAAGGUUUUGGUCUGCGACUGAACAAACAGCCACCAAAUAUAACUUUUAAGAAGAAGGACAAGGGUGGUAUCAAUUUACAAACAAUGUGCCCGCAAACUGAACUGGAUUUCGAUACGGUAAAAAUGAUCUUGUCAGAAUAUAAAAUUAGCAACGCGGACAUCACGCUAAGGUACGACGCCACUUCAGACGACUUGAUUGACGUUAUAGAAGGGAAUCGCGUUUAUGUCCCUUGCAUUUACCUCUUGAAUAAAAUAGAUCAAAUAAGCAUAGAAGAACUAGAUGUUAUUUAUAAAAUUCCACACUGCGUGCCGAUCUCAGCCCAUCACAAAUGGAACUUCGACGAUCUGCUGGAGAAGAUGUGGGACUACCUACAACUUGUUAGAAUUUACACGAAACCGAAGGGACAACUCCCAGACUAUAACGCACCCGUAGUAUUAAAUACCGAAAGGCGAACUGUUGAAGAUUUCUGUAACAAGCUUCACAGAUCGAUUGCGAAAGAAUUUAAAUACGCGUUAGUAUGGGGCUCAUCGGUAAAACACCAACCUCAGAAAGUAGGGAAGGACCAUCUUCUUUGUGACGAGGAUGUUGUGCAAAUUGUGAAAAAAGUGUGAUGUUUUUCUUGUCGUUUCUUGGCAGCACAAAUAAACUUAAUGAGAUUAAUGAUAUCAGGUUUGUAAAAAGAUUAUUGCAUUUUAAUUGAAUAUAAUGGAUAUAUUAUAUACGUACAUAUAAUAUAUAUAUUUAAAUCGCUAUUAUAUUUGAUUGAUGAUGAGAAAACAUGCAAAUGUAACAUAAAUAAUGAAGAACUGUGGUAAAUCUUUGCAACAUUAUAAAUACAUUUGGUUUUAUAUGUG
Molecule: messenger RNA, 1482 nt
Organism: Temnothorax curvispinosus
Lineage: Eukaryota; Metazoa; Arthropoda; Insecta; Hymenoptera; Formicidae
Gene: 128up
Product: GTP-binding protein 128up
Exons: 8
Coding region: 136-1239 (367 amino acids)
Biological process (GO): cytoplasmic translation
Cellular component (GO): cytoplasm
Molecular function (GO): GTPase activity; GTP binding
Source: RefSeq, a predicted model, not a curated record